This is a messenger RNA of Myotis lucifugus (little brown bat), 1772 nucleotides long. RefSeq names its product WD repeat-containing protein 47-like. Gene Ontology annotation, molecular function: protein binding. The record is from RefSeq and is a predicted model, not a curated record. NCBI's taxonomy places the organism in Eukaryota, Metazoa, Chordata, Mammalia, Chiroptera, Vespertilionidae. The transcript is spliced from 7 exons. The annotation marks the transcript as partial.
GUUCCGUUACAUUAUCCUGAAGCAGAAGUUUUUAGAAGCUUUAUGUGUUAACAAUGCAAUGUCAUCAGAAGAUGAGCCCCAGCAUCUGGAAUUUACCAUGCAAGAAGCCGUGCAAUGUUUACAUGCCCUGGAAGAGUACUGCCCUUCUAAAGAUGACUAUAGCAAGCUCUGUUUGCUUUUGACUUUGCCUCGUCUGACCAAUCACGCUGAAUUUAAGGACUGGAAUCCCAGCACAGCACGAGUUCACUGUUUCGAAGAGGCUUGUGUCAUGGUUGCAGAAUUCAUUCCUGCUGAUAGAAAGCUGAGUGAGGCAGGUUUUAAAGCAAGUAAUAAUCGUUUAUUUCAGCUUGUAAUGAAAGGCCUACUUUAUGAGUGCUGCGUAGAAUUUUGUCAAAGUAAAGCAACCGGAGAAGAAAUCACAGAAAGCGAAGUACUUCUUGGCAUCGACCUCUUAUGUGGCAAUGGUUGUGAUGAUUUGGAUCUGAGUUUAUUGUCAUGGCUUCAGAAUCUCCCCUCUUCUGUCUUCUCUUGUGCUUUUGAACAGAAAAUGCUUAAUAUUCAUGUUGAUAAACUCCUGAAACCCACAAAAGCUGCAUACGCUGAUCUUUUGACUCCUCUUAUCAGCAAACUUUCUCCCUAUCCAUCAUCUCCAAUGAGAAGGCCUCAAUCAGCUGAUGCCUAUAUGACCCGCUCUCUGAAUCCUGCUUUAGAUGGCCUCACUUGUGGACUGACCAGUCACGAUAAGAGAAUCUCAGACCUUGGGAACAAAACUUCUCCAAUGUCACACUCCUUUGCUAACUUCCAUUAUCCAGGGGUACAAAACCUCAGUAGAAGUCUCAUGCUUGAGAAUACAGAAUGUCACAGUAUUUAUGAGGAAUCCCCUGAACGAAGUGAUACACCUGUGGAGGCACAGCGACCUAUCAACAGUGAAAUCCUGGGCCAGAGUUCAGUUUCAGAAAAGGAGCCUGCAAAUGGAGCACAGAAUCCAGGACCAGAUAGGCAAGAAAAGAAUGAGCUUCGAGACUCAACAGAACAAUUUCAAGAAUAUUAUAGGCAAAGAUUACGCUAUCAACAGCAUUUAGAACAGAAGGAGCAGCAGCGACAGAUAUACCAGCAGAUGCUCCUUGAAGGAGGUGUCAAUCAGGAGGAUGGGCCUGACCAGCAGCAGAACCUCACCGAACAGUUCCUUAAUAGGUCCAUUCAAAAGCUUGGUGAAUUAAAUAUUGGAAUGGAUAGCCUUGGUAGUGAGGUGUCCACACUCAACCAGCAAUGUAAUGGGAGCAAAAGCAAUGGAUCUAAUAAUUCUUCUAUCAUUAGUUUUUCUACACCACCCCAAGAUUCUAGCCAGAGAUUAACACAUGAUGCUUCAAAUAUUUACACGAGCACUCCUCGUAAUCCGGGAUCCACAAAUCACAUACCUUUUCCUGAGGAAUCCUCUUGUGGAAACCAAGUCUCAUCAGAACAUUUGGUCAUUAAGCCUCCUCCUGGAGAUUCUUCAGGGAAUCUGUCAAGAUCAAGAGGGGAAGAGGACGACAAAUCAAAAAAGCAGUUUGUUUGCAUUAAUACCCUGGAGGACACACAGGCUGUUAGAGCAGUGGCUUUCCAUCCAGGUGGUGGUCUGUAUGCUGUUGGUUCAAAUUCAAAAACUCUGCGAGUAUGCGCCUAUCCAGAGGUCAUUGACCCAAGGUAUGGACAGACGGCUGGUUGUACUGCCAGUCUUGGUUCAGUGUUUAUUUUAGCUACAUUGGUCCCUUUUGCAGAAUUGUCAUUCG